Messenger RNA from Penicillium cataractarum, 357 nucleotides. RefSeq lists its product as uncharacterized. Bases 1 to 357 code for a protein of 118 amino acids. NCBI's taxonomy places the organism in Eukaryota, Fungi, Ascomycota, Eurotiomycetes, Eurotiales, Aspergillaceae. The record is from RefSeq and is a predicted model, not a curated record. The transcript is spliced from 2 exons.
AUGGACAACUCGGAAAUUCUCCGCACUAUUGCGACUCUUAACACGCGCGCCGUUAGAGCCGAACGGAUCAUAGCAAGAUACGAGCAAGAGCUGUCGGUUGCACGUCGGUCGCUAACGCAGGCCAAUCAUGAGUUGGAGGAGAUUGCAAAACUUGCGGAGAUCCUUUACGAGACCAAUCAAAAACUUGGUACCGUUACAGACUAUCUGUUAGAAGAACAAAUAAUCAAACUGGGGGAUCAAGAAUCCAAAUCAUUCGACACAGUAUUCAAUAUGGUGCUGAAACAAGUUGAAGACAAAUCAAAACCCGACAGUGGAGACGUGAAUUCUGGCACCAACAGCACCUCCGACUAUGCAUAA